Messenger RNA from Bradysia coprophila, 13983 nucleotides. RefSeq names its product HECT, UBA and WWE domain containing E3 ubiquitin protein ligase 1 (gene HUWE1). NCBI's taxonomy places the organism in Eukaryota, Metazoa, Arthropoda, Insecta, Diptera, Sciaridae. Gene Ontology annotation, biological process: protein polyubiquitination; ubiquitin-dependent protein catabolic process. The record is from RefSeq and is a predicted model, not a curated record. Gene Ontology annotation, cellular component: cytoplasm; nucleus. Gene Ontology annotation, molecular function: protein binding; ubiquitin protein ligase activity.
UGUGUAUUCAUCGAGCAAGUCCAAUCGUGAUUAACUGUGCGAACAUAACUAAGGAAAAUCAAGUGUUGUAUUUUUUAGAUUUUGUUCGCAAUUAAAGCGAAAUUGUUAUACGGAAUAUUGAAAAAAAUCAUUAAUAAUCGGAUGUGAAUCCAUCGCGGUUUAGUUAUUGUGCUUUACAUCAAAGUCAUGCGUUAUUUACGAAGUCGCUGUAACUACUACAAUUGCACACAACAAUGAAAGUCGAUCAAAGUCGACUGAAAAAGGGCACCUCCGAGGUGCCCCCCGAAUGCCAACAAUUAAUUGACAAAUUACGAACCUGUUCAUCAUACGAACUACUGUGCGAACUAUCGAAAAUCGAAACAUGGACAUACGGCAAAUCGGAACUGUAUCACUGGAUCGAUGUGCUAGACAUAUUCGACGGUAUAAUGGAAGAUGCGUGCAAAAUAUGCGACGGCUUGGAUUGGUGUUUGGCGUGCGAUCAACGUUUCAACCGGAACAAGAUCAAUUUGCUGCUGAGCGUUCUCAAUUUCACCACAUUACUCAUCGAACAUUCGUUUUCGCGUCACCUGUACAGUUCCGUUGAUCAUCUAACCACACUGUUAUCAUCGUCAAACAUGGAGAUCGUACUGAGCGUACUGAAUUUGCUCUACAUGUUCUCCAAGCGCAGUAAUUUCAUACCACGGCUAAACAGCAACAAAAGGAAUGCGUUGCUUUCAAGACUGACUUACAUAGCUGAGAGUUGGGGCGGAAAAGAACGCGGCUACGGAUUAGCUGAUUGCUGCAAUGAAAACAUGAAUUUGCCGAAAUCGUCGUCGACAUUCUACUACGAAUACUACGACAGUGAAGGAGUCUUGAAGUGGAUCAAUCCAGAGUUAUUGGUCAAAUACAGUAACCAUAAAGGUCCGGGCGAGAUCGCAUACUUGAUGUGCAGUCGAAUUCAUGUCACCCUGGAUGAACAUCAAAAGAUGCUGAUUUUCACCCGAAUUCGUCUUGCCUUGUCGUUCCACAAGUAUCAUCAACGCUUGCAGUUUGUGCUCGCACGCUUGCAAGCAUUGUCCGUUCUGGUGUACUCCAAUUCGCUGCAGGAGAACGUUCACAAUUUACUCUAUCCCGGAUUCCUAGAGGAACUGGUCGAAUUGCUGGAGAUGAAGCAACCGGAUUUGAUGGAGAUUCGAGCGGCUGCACUGCGUACGCUAACAUCGAUUAUACAUCUAGAUAGGAACCCACACUUCCCGAAAAAACCUGGUACUCGACUCAAUAUGAUCAUUGACGUGACUGGUGCCUCCUCAUAUCAUGGAUUUUUACCGACGCUCGUUCGUACGUGCAUUCAAUAUCUCACCACAGCCGAUGUCGAGGAAUCGAACAGUUUGUUUCCGCUACCAUUGGCAACGGCACUCUUCAGCUUUCUGUAUCAUCUGGCCAGCUAUGAUUCCGGUGGCGAGGCACUGGUUGCUUGCGGUAUGAUGGAAAGCCUUCUGUGCAUCAUUAACUGGCCCGGCAGUGAACUGGAGCACAUAACGUUCGUUACCAGAGCCGUGCGUGUAAUUGAUUUGAUAACCAACAUUGAGAUGCAAUCGUUUCAAAACCAUGGUGGACUGGACAGUUUCAUUCGACGCCUAGACAUGGAAGUGAAUAUUUGUCGCAAAGAGCAACCGUUCGAAAUUAAGCCCCAAUUGGACCGACCGAGUACAUCCGGCGAUGCGGAUGUCGACGAUGCUGACGAGGAAAUGUCAUUUGAAGAGACUGAAGAUCCAGAAGCCACUUCUCAAUCGAGUGGCGCUGGUGGUAAAUCGGUCAAACCGGAAUUGGGCAGUGUAAAUGCGGCCGAUUUGACAAAGACGUGUCUUCCGCAACGGGCCGCUCUGCUAAAAUCGAAAUUGAAUUUUCUAAAAAAGGCGAUUCAAGACUCUGCCUUCUCCGAAAGCAUUCGUCACGUCAUGGAAGGAACAUUACCAUCGUCCCUUCGACACAUCAUCAGCAAUGCUGAGUACUACGGACCAUCGUUAUUUUUGCUGGCUACCGACGUUGUCACAGUGUACGUGUUCCAGGAGCCAAGCCUAUUAUUCUCGCUACAAGAUAAUGGCCUAACCGACGUUGUUCUGCAAGCGCUAUUACGAAAAGACGUACCAGCAACCAGAGAAGUACUCGGCUCACUGCCGAAUGUAUUUAGUGCGUUGUGUCUGAACGCACGUGGUCUGGCUGCCUUUGCCAAAUAUUGCCCAUUCGACAAAUUGUUCCAAGUUCUCCUGUCACCGGUAUAUUUGCCCGCGAUGCGUCGUCGCCGUUCAUCCGAUCCAAUGGGUGACACUGCUUCGAAUUUGGGAAAUGCAAUGGACGAAUUGAUGCGGCAUCAACCGAGUCUGAAAACGGAAGCCACCAAAGCGAUAAUCCGUCUGCUCCAGGAACUGGUGAAACUGGGAACCGAUCCGAAGUACAUCUGCUGGCGUGCCCAAGGCAAAAAUGAAACGUCACCGACGGCAAGCAAUUCUCGAAUGCCGGGGACCGAGUCAGCUGGAAACGAUGGUGGCAGUAGCGAUGAGGAAGAUGAUGACGAAGAGUCCACAUCGUCGCACCACAAUCAACAGCGUGAUGUCAACACGAAACAAGAGUCGAGUGCAAGCAGUGUUGAGGCCAAUGAACGGACACCAAUUCCACUCAUCGACUACAUUUUGAAUGUCAUGAAAUUUGUCGACGCAAUUCUCAGCAAUAAUUCCACCGACGACCAUUGCCGUGAAUUCGUACUGCAGGGUGGACUCAAACCUUUGCUACAAAUAUUGUCUCUACCGAAUUUACCCGUGGACUGUCCAAUUACAGCAUCAGCACAGGCUGUCGCAGCUGUUUGUAAAUCGAUUCUGAAUUUGGCCCACGAACCCCAAGUAUUGCAAGUCGGACUAGAACAGCUUGCUCACAUGGUCGAUCAGUUGCGGCCGCUGCAAUCGCACUGGAACAAAUCGCGUGGAAGUGUUUUGCUCCGUGAAUUGGCCAAUUGUCCGAACAUUGACGGUGCCUUUUCGAAUGCUGCGUACACGCCCCUUUUACAUGGUAUGAGUGCAGUUCACGGAUACGUCGUUAUGCUGGUCCAUGUCUGCCGCACUGGACAGAACGAGAUCCGAAAUUUGUCGAUCCAGAAAUGGGGACAGGACAAUCAGUUUGGCUUGAAAUUACUCUACAAACUGGUGCAACUCUACACGGCCUUGGUGUGGGAGAGCACGUUGUUGUUGGCCUUGUGCACCGACGAUAUAAUACCAGAAGGUUGUGAUUUCGGUCGGGAAGACAUGGACAAGUUGACAAAUGUCAUUUUUGAUGUGUCACCCGAACAUGACAGUGAUAUUGAAGAAAUAAUGGACGAGAACAGCAUGGACAUUGACAAGGAGAUGAGACCGUUCAAUUUGGUUGAGUCCAUGAUACGGAAGAAACGGAUUGUGGCGACGGAAAGUCAAUUGAAAUACAUCAAAUCGCUGCUGGGCGCGUCGUCACGAUUGGGCCGUGCUCUAGCCGAAUUGUUUGGAUUGCUGGUGAAACUCUGUGUAUCAACUCCGCGUCGGCCGCAAAAUGUUCCAACAAAUUACAUGAGUUUGGCGUCCAAGGACAUUGCCCGAGUUUUGAGCUACAUUCUCGUGGAUGGUCUAUCACACGACCAACUACCAUCAUCGCCGAUUUCGAAGCUGAAGCAAACGUUUCUCAUUUGUUCCAUCGGUUUCACCAGUCCGAUGCUGUUCGACGAGAAACGAUACGCGUACCAUCUAAUCUUGCACAAGUUUGUCCAAGAGGGUGGACUGAACGCUUUCUUCGAAAUGUUCAAUUUUGCACUCAAUUCCAAUCUGGACAAACAUUACGAGACAAUUGACGCGUUCCCCGAAGGUACCGGCGAAUUCCUAGACGCUUGGUUGAUGCUGCUGGAGAAAAUGGUCAAUCCGAAGGCGAUACUCGAAUCACCACACGUCAUCACAUUGAAAUCGUCAAGCCGGGCCAAGGAGGAAUUCGAUGCCAUCAACUAUUUGAUAAACGUGCAUCGCAAAGCUUUUCUGGCAGUGACCAAAAUCUGGAAAAUAAAACCCAUUUCCACGUACGGCCAACGAAUGACGGAAUCGAUGUUGACGAUUUUGAAACACAUUUUCAAGGGCGAGAAAACGAUCAGCGCCAAAUAUCUACAAAAACAGACCGCAUCCAAUGUGAACGUUGAGAAACCAUCAUCAAGUACAACUACACCGCCAACAACAGCUACAUUAACACCAUCAAGUAAUGCCGCUGCAACGGAAGCAAUGUCUCCACUUCGAUCAGUGAAUCGCGAUCAUUUACAGCAAUUGAUGGACAUGGGAUUUUCGUACGAAGAUUGCCGUGAAGCUCUGUACUUUAGUACAUCCGUGGAACAGGCUACCGAAUAUUUACUGGCUCAUGCUCAUGCUCCUGGAGAAUUUGCGUCGAAUACAUCAACGCCCAAUACACCGUCAGCUCCGUCAACGUCAGCUGCUAUGAAUUCGUUGUUAAGCAGCUCCUCGAUAAGCCUAGAUUCGGACGAAGAAGAAAUGCUGCAACUCACCACACCUCGAAUCAAUGUCUUCAAGAAAGUUCGCCGAGGCAUGGCCAAAACAGUGGUUCACCUACCAAACGAUCCACCGUUGUGUAGUCGAAUGCUGACACGAUUCAGCGACGAAGCAGUUCAAACGUGUCUCUUCUUAAUCGAUCAAGUACCGGACACUGUGCUCAAAGGAACCGAACUUCUAGUCAUCCUAUUCCGUCGGAAUUCAGUGCAAUGGAGAACAGCAAUGCUAACGGAUAUCGUUAAGACAUUAGUCGAUGGGGCCAGCAAAAUACGUAAAAUGAUCAGAGAAGUCGAGCCGAGUAACAUCAAUAUGGACGAAUUGUUCUACGGUGAAAUGGCCUCGCAAUUCAACGUGCGUCUGCACAUAUUCAGCCUAUUCUUAGAUGGACAAUACACCGACCUACGCAUACCGGCUAUUGUCAUCCUAACCGAAUACAAAUUGGUGCACGAGCUGGUCCAGUUGCUGUUCGAAAUCGAACGAAUCUUAGCUCAAUGUGAUAUAAAGGCUAGUGGAUCGCCGAAAUGGCUCGCACAGAUGAUUCUAUUGAUCGAUCUUUUCGAGAAAGUUGCACUGUACACGCAACGCAAAGCCGAAAUGCACGCAGUCACGUCCCGAGUUUGGAAAUGGUACGAAGUGGCGACGGGCAAAUGGAAUGCCUACACGGUGCAAAACAACAAGAUAAUUAACGAUGCGUACUGGGCCGGUGAAUCGUCGGUACGAUUGAACGUUGGUCGCAAUCGGUACACGAUCAAUUUCAAUUGUAUGUCACAAGUGAACGAGGAAAGUGGCAAUCACCGUCCAGUGAUACUAGCACUGCUGAAAUCGCAGCCAAAGAAAGUGUCCGAUUCACUGUUCACCUUCCCCGGUCCCGAAACUGAUGAAUGUAUCGGAGCGCCUACGGUUCGAUUUGAGCCGGAAAUGGGUGUGGAAAUCGGCGAAAAUGGAGAAAUCGUAAAAUCGGUCAAAGACGCGCAGCCACCGGAUUGGAAUCAUCGCAUUAACGGUUUGGAAGACUUCGAUACCACCGAAGUAGUGUACACGUGCGUUCGACUCAUGUCGCCCAACAAUUUGGUGGACCGUGAUUCGUUACACGCUCUCAUGCGUUUCUGCGUCCGCUUAACAACGAAAUACGAAAAUGCAGAAAUGUUCGCUCGAGCCGGAGGUGUUAAGUUGCUGCUGGAAAUGAAACAGACCUGUGGCUACAUUGGAUUCUCCACAUUGGCCAAUUUGUUGAUUCGUCAUACGUUGGAAGAGCCUCAGACAUUGAAAUCGGCAAUGGAAAAAGUCAUAGCCGCACGUACGGUACAAAACAUACCACCAGGCUACCGCGAACUAGUUUUCAUGUUACGUCGCAUGAGCUCUGCCGUGUCACGGGAUCCAUCGUUAUUCCGUCAAGUAGCUGAAUCAAUGUUACGCAUCGACCGUACAGCGUUCCAUCACAGCGGUCUCAGCGAAGACAACCGACUGAUUAUGAAAUCAAUUGUACCAAACGAUUCGUCACAACAGACGCCUACGAAUGUUGACGAUACCACAUCGAAGCAGGUCAUUCACGAUUUAUUGGAGGCGCUGGUUGUUAUCACGCCAAGUGAGUCAACAACCACGAAUACCAAAGAGGCGCGAUCAAGUCAUCAUCACCAUCAAUCGCAUCAAGAGCAACAUACACAUCAACAUCUUCCUUUCCACUUGACAACUCAAGUAGAGCCGGACAAUCAUUUCCAGCAUCGUCGUCCGUUCGCUGAGGAAGAUGAUAACCAGCAAAAUCUUCAAGUCGCAGCUGGAUCUAGUUCAGAUGCCGCUGCUUCCAGUUCGGUAAACCAACAAAUCAAAGACGGUAAAUGCACAUGGAACAUUACCUGCACCAAAGGCGACAACGACAAACCACUGUUGCCCAAAUCAACUAUUCUGAAAGCACUUGCCGAAGCGGUUCGUUCGUUCCCUGCCGUUGGUGUUAUCAUUGCCGAAUUCAUCUACAAACCGAAUCCGAACACAAUGGUUAAGGUCAACGGACAAACGGCCUUGGCUUUUAUACUCGACAAACUGCUUCCACCUUCCGAUGCGAAUCCAGAUCGUGACUGUAACUCGGCAGCUCGAAUGCUCAUCGCUUCAAUGUCAUCCGCCACCGAUUCUAACCUAACACAGUUUCACGUUGUCAACGAAGUGAAAUUGGCAAUAAAACGUGCCUUGGCCUGGCCAGAAAUUGCCGAAAAACAUCAACAGCUCCAACUGCUCACCGGCUUAAUACCGACAAUGAUCGAAAAUUGUCCACCUGACAAUCCGUCACUGUUGAAAAUCCAUCAGUAUCAGCCACGACGCAACGACAUUUUCCACAUCAUGGUCAACAAGGGAUUGAUCGCAGAUCUGUCGAAAAUCACACAGAGUCUGGAUCUGUCCUCAACGCACACAAUUAGUACGAUCAAUGCAGUUUUGAAGCCUUUGGAAACAUUGUUACGUAUGGCGAAUCAACCGGGUCCAGCAGCUGCGGUUCCCAAAAAGAGUCUUUGUUCCGUCCAUCGAUCUCCGGCCACACUAACUACGGACGCCGAAAAUGUGAGUCCGGUGCUACAUGAAUUUAUGACAGAGCGACAAGGUCAAGAAACGGAAGAAGGUGAACAACAACAAGAUGGAUCGAACGCCGAAGAAACGUUUGCCAGUCGCAGUGGACAGUUACGAAGUGGCUUGGAGGCUCGCAUUCAGGCCAUCGGCAGAAUGGAAGAUCUAUUAGAUCACUUCCUCGAACGGGAACAGACUGAUUCCAGCUUCACUGAGAACGAGCUUAAUGGCAAUUUUGCUAUGAAUGAACCAUUGGAAAUGAGCAGCGAUUCAGACGAUUCGGAUGACUCAAAUGCCACCGAAAUAGAAGAGGGAGAAGUUGAAGUGGAAGAGAACGAAGACGAAGCUGACGAUCGAAGUGAAUUGGACGUAGAUGAAGAGACACGUCAAUUUAUUGAAAUCUACGACAUGCACGGCCGUCGAAUGUCUCCAAGCAUACCGGAAUUGGACCGAGACAACGAAGAUAUUCUUAUGAUUCAAUAUUCGGGCAGCGAAAACGGUGCUGGUGAUGGAAAUGCUAAUCAUGGCGAUGUCACCGGUGAAAAUAGUAGUGGCGAUGCAGAAACGACUGACGAUGGAAUAUCUGGUAUUGCUGCAGCUGCGAAUGAAGUGGUUGCUGCUGCCGUACGAACGUCCAGAGGCAAUGGCGAAGGAAGUAGUGGUGAAAAUUCGAACAAUCCGAAUCGAUUCAUUCUUCAUGCCAAUUUCAUUCAAAAUCGAUCGUCGUCUUCGCGUGGACAAGUCAAUGCAGGAGAUGGAUCGGCUUUUGCAAACGGCGGUGAAGGAAGCUCUAGCAGCAUUGGCAUGGGAAGUUCCACAACUGCUGCAUCUGCUGCCACAUCAAUGGCGACACGGUUACAGGCGAUCACGAGUCAUCGGUCGCAUUUAGGCACCUCCAGCCAAUCUCAACAACCACAAACGCUUGCAAUGAGAGCUCGUCGUACAACUCGUCGUGGUCGAGGCUAUCAUUACAUCAAUUUGAAUACUCGGAGCUCCAAUCCCCCUGUGAUACUACAACGUUUGCUCGGUCCUGGUGCACAAAAUAUUGGUCGUGGCAGCGUAGCCGGAAUCGGAAGUGUUAGUUUAGCAACUGGCAGCAAUGGAAUCAAUUCGAAUUCGAAUGGCAUUAAUCAGGUUAACGCUGGAUCGUCCACGUUUCGCGAUGCCACACGAGUGGUCGUCGUGGACAAUGGCUUCGGAAUAUUCACGAACAAUGAAGAAGGCGGUUCAAUCGAUUUGGUGGACCAAGCUGGAUUUUUAUUCGGUCGCAGUCUGGCAGCUACAUUGAACAAUACCCCAUCGGCGUUACACUGGUGGUUGGAAGAGGCCAAGGUGUUGGGACUGGAAUCGCAGUCUGAUGUGUGCUUAACAGUGUGCAAUAGUUUGAUACCAGACCUGGAAGCUCAACGUUCGCUAGAAUUAUCUCAGAUGCGUAACGGAAAGCGAAAGAAGCGACAAGUUGACCAAAAAUCAAGUCAAGCCAAGAAACACCAUCACGAGGAACAGUUCAGCGCAAAUGAACGGUUAGAGGUUCAACAGGAAGAAAGUGUUCUGUCAAAUUAUGGUGCGGAAGGAACCAAUUUGAAUGCGUCCACUCAGAUUGAAGUGCAUGCAACGGAUUUAGAAGAAGGUGAUGUCGCAGCGAAUCGAGUGCAAGAUGAAGUUGUGGAUAAUGACUCAGAUAGCAUGAGCAGCGGUCAAGCGUCGAUACUUUUAUCGGUUGGCAUAAUUCCGUCGCCACGUCCUGAACAGGAUGCUACAAUGAACGUUGUGCCAGCAGCACGAGACGACUGUGAGAGCGAAACUGAAGUUCGAUCCCAAUCCCAAAUGUCUCAAAGCAGUUCGUUGACAAUGUCAUCCUCACCAAUCAGUCCAAAUGAAGGAACAUCUGAUUCAGUGGCAGACCAACAACCUGAUGCUUCAAACAUUGCUUCGGGUAGCGGUACUUCUACGGAUGCAACAAAAGAUAAGGAGAGUGCCACUUCGGACGACGAUGAGUCGCCUAAAAACAACGAAGCGUCUUUGACUCGAGAUGAACGUCAGGCCAACACAUCAACAAGAAACAUUCAAGAUGGAAAAGUCUGUGAUCCCGAUUCUUCAUCGAAUGCGAGUGAAGAAGAUAAUGCCGUUGUGUCGACGAAAAUCGAUGAUCCGGAAAAUCGUCCGAGCAAAUCCGUGGAUGCAAAUGUUUCCAUUAAUGUUGACGAUUCCGAUGAUGAUUGCUGUGUAGUCGAGACUGGAUCAGCUGCAGUAUCCAAUGCAAGUAAUCAAGGCGGACCAUCGAAUGAGUUAACGAUAUCAACCACAUCGAGUGCUCAAUCUACAGAACCACUUCCUAGACCACCAGGACUUAACGGUCCAGUAAUAUUCGGUCCAUUUGAUGCAACAACACCAUAUUCCAUUCCAUGGCCAAACACACAUCAACCAUUCCAAACGUCUUUGGGACCAUUUGGGCCCUACGGCCCAUAUCCACUACGCGAAGCAACUCCCGCUCGAAAUGCAGAAAGCACAACCACCACAGUGACUGCUGUCUCACAAGGGGUGACAGAUCAAAGUCUACCAUCAACGAAUACAGUCGCCGAUCAGUCACAGAGUCCACCAGUAGAAAGUCGAUUGGUUGCGGAAAGUUUGAGCGAAGCCGUUCCUAUUGACAUUGAAGAAGAAGAUAACGAAGACGAAGACUAUGAGGACGUUGCCGACGAGCAAGAUGAAGACGAGAAUGAAGAGGAAAAUGAUGCCAACGAUGAGGAAGACGAAGACGCUGCAGUUUCCAAUCCACCUACAACCGAAACAACAGCAGCAACAGCAGAUUCAGCUUUCGAUGCUGUUCCGGAAAUUCCAGACGGAGUGGAUCCUUCAUUUUUAGCAGCGCUACCACAAGAAAUGAGGGAAGAGGUUCUUGCUGAACACAUUCGCCAACAACGAGUUCGUCAACGUGCCCAACAAAAUGCAAUAGAAAGCGAACAUGCUUCCGUUUCCGAAGUGAACCCCGAAUUUUUAGCUGCUCUACCGCCAAAUAUCCAAGAAGAAGUUCUGGCUCAACAACGAAUGGAACAGAGACGACAAGCAGCUGCCGCAACUAACCCCGAAGAUCCCGUUGAUCCAGCCGAGUUCUUCCAGAACUUGCAGCCGUCGUUACGUCAACAGAUUUUGGCCGACAUGGAAGAUUCUCAAAUAUCCGUUCUGCCUCCUGAACUAGCAGCUGAGGCACAGAAUCUUCGUCGUGAAUUGGAAAGCCGAACCCGAGCAAACAUGCAACCGCAAAGUCAAAUUGGCAAUGUCCAAAGUUAUCCGUCUGUGUUGCGUUACCGCAGCCGCUUACCGGAGCCAAUAUUCACGUCGCACAAUCUUCAACCGAUGCGAUUCAGUAAUUGGGGCUGUGCAAACAGUUCGGAUAAUGGUCCGUCACUGAUGACUAUGAUGGAGAGACAAGGUCGACGUCUAUUGGAUCACGAAUCGUUGGCGUCGUUGCUGAUAUUGAUGUUCUUGGACGAACAGAAAUUCAAUUCGAAUCGCUUGCAGCGCGUAAUACGGAAUCUGUGCUAUCAUGUACCUACAAGGGACUGGAUUAUCAACGCAUUACUUUCCAUUAUCGAGAGAAGCAACGAAUCUACCGAAAAUCCAACCAGUCAGGACAUUUUACACGUUGCAAGUCGUCCGCUGUGGUUGAACAUUCGCUUAGACGCAGCAUUGGGGGCACGUAACAAUGUGUUCAUCAUAAAACGGGAUCGUGAGACAAUCUCGGACAUGGAUGGUGGCAACUACGAAAUUACCAUUCACGUUCAGGCAGCGCAAAUCAUUUGUCGUCAUGCAUUGGACUUGCUCAUUUUGUUGUCGAAAAGUUUUCCGGUCAAUUUCUUGCCGAGAAAAUCGUCGAAUACUGCGAAAGCGACUGAACAGAUGGAAACGUCGUCCAAGGCUGGACCGUCGUCAUCAACAAACGCAAGUUCCACCUCUCAAGCGGCGGGACCUUCUUCGUCACGGACAGAAACUCUACGAUUGUCUAAGAGGAAGUCGACAGAUUUUUGGAAUAUUCUCAUGCACUUGGAAUCGACGGCGCAACAGAGAAAGUUCAAUCCUGGAAACUGUCCGAAAAUGAGCGAACAGCGCGAAUCUGUCGAGCCUGAAUCAACAUCAUUCAGUGACUCACCGUUCGGUCAAUUGGUGUCCAUGUUGUCCUUUAGCAUCGUUAAAAAGAGCAGCCAACUAACCGAUAAACUAUUAAGACUGCUGUCGUUCAUAUCGGUCGGUCUGCCGGAGAAUAAGGAUUCUUCCAGUACUGAAAAUGCAACAACAAAUUCGAGAGCAGGUGAUUCUGCAAGACAAGCAAGCGAUUCGAAACAGAGCGAAACAUCGCUCCAACAAACUGAGGAACAGAUUUCAGAAUACGACGAAAUCGACGAAAGUAUUCUGCCAGAGUCGGAAACGCAUCUGCGCUUAGCUAUUGAUGUGCUGACAUCGAAAUCAUGUUCGGAGGAAGGUCUCGAAGAUGCCACACUGUUGCUACUAAAUCUCAGUCAGUGUUCCAAUCGAACCAGAACAUUGAUCAUUGAACUACUAAUCAGCGGAGCCACAUAUUUGGCGAAGAUUGUGAAACAACAGAUCAAAGACCUGAUGAACGAUCUGCAACUUCUGAACAGAACAAACAAAGUGCAUGCAGUUGCUCAGACACUAUUGUCCAGUUCGAUUCAAGAGCCCGAUCUGGAUGCAUCCGCCAAAUCUCUGACUGCAAAGGGAAGCUCCGGUCCAUCAACAGCUGCCAAAGGUAUUUUACAGGAUCGUUUUACCAAAGAAACGGUUGUGAUAACAUCACCAAACAAACAAAAGACGACCUGCGAGUUGCAACUUCCGUCAAUGGUGCCGCUGAUCUCAAAGACAUCAAGUCAAUCAUUCUUCCUGCGUACGUUGAAAGUGAUUAUUCAAAUACGUGAGGCCGUUCGUGAGGCAUUGGACAAGGAAAGUGCAACCGUACCAGCUAGUGGAACAACAAAUGCUGGCAAUAAUACCGGCCGGGCUACAUCAUCAACAUCAUCGACUGCGGCAACAGUUGCCAAAGCAACCCAUAGACCAAAAAUUGUGUUAAGUCCUGGGGAACUUUCUUCCUUGAGUGACAUUCUUCAGUUGGACGAACUGUGGGAUACACUCAGUACGUGUCUUAUUGAACUUGAAGCGACGGCUGAUCACCAUGCCGUUUUGAUUUUACAACCGGCUGUUGAGGCAUUCUUCUUGGUACACGCAACACAACAAUCAAAGUCGGCAACAGCAACAACAACCAAUGCGGCUGCCCCAACUUCGGAAGCUCCACCAAUAGUGCCACAACCGUUCUCAUCAGCGAACAGUGAUGCAACACCUUCCACACCAGAGAUUCCGAUUGCUCCGCCAGAAACAUCGAGUGAAUCUGCAGCAGAUCAACCAAUGGUUGUCGCAGAAACGACACAGACAACUCCAUCAACGUCACAACAAGAAGAACCGACUGUCACAUCCGAGAACAAUGAAGCCGACAAUGCAGCCACACUGGAAGCAUGUCAAGCUGCAUUACGAGCUGCGGGUCGUAGUUCAUCUUCGCAAGCAUCAGCUGCUACCUUAACGCCAGACCAAUUGAAAUUCUUGCAAUUCGCUGAGAAGCAUCGAACCGUUUUGAAUCAAAUCUUGCGACAAUCAACCACUCAUCUGUCAGAUGGACCGUUUGCUGUGCUAGUUGAUCAUACGAGAAUAUUGGAUUUCGAUGUGAAACGUCGCUAUUUCCGCACCGAACUGGAUCGAAUGGACGAGGGCAUUCGACGUGAAGAAUUAGCCGUUCAUGUGCAUCGUGUGACCGUGUUUGAGGACUCGUUCCGCGAAAUGUAUCGUCGCAAUUCCGAAGACUGGAAGAACCGAUUCUACAUCGUUUUCGAAGAUGAAGAAGGUCAAGACGCUGGUGGUCUGUUGCGUGAAUGGUAUGUGAUAAUAUCCCGAGAAAUCUUCAAUCCCAUGUACGCAUUGUUCACGGUAUCGCCGGGUGAUCGAGUCACAUACAUGAUCAAUCCAUCUAGUCAUGCCAAUCCGAACCACUUGCUCUACUUCCAAUUUGUGGGUCGAGUGAUCGCCAAGGCAAUUUAUGACAACAAAUUGCUCGAAUCGUACUUCACGCGUUCGUUCUACAAACACAUCUUGGGAAUCGAAGUGAACACACAGGACAUGGAGAGCGAAGACUACGAAUUCUACAAAGGUCUCGUCUUUUUGAUGGAAAAUCAUGUGUCGGCGCUGGGAUACGAACAGACAUUCAGCUUGGAAGUACAGGAAUUUGGCGUCACCGAAGUGCGUGAUUUGAUACCGAACGGCCGUAACAUUGUUGUGACGGAGGAGAAUAAGUUCGGCUACAUACAUUUGGUGUGCCAACUGAAGAUGAGCGGAUCCAUCAAGCAACAGUUGAACGCAUUUUUGGAAGGCUUCUACGACAUCAUACCCAAGAGACUUAUUUCGAUAUUUAACGAACAGGAACUUGAGCUGCUGAUCUCCGGUCUGCCGAAUGUAGAUAUUGAAGAUCUAAAGGCCAACACCGAGUACCACAAAUAUCAAGCCAAUUCAAUCCAGAUCCAAUGGUUCUGGCGUGCUCUACGGAGUUUCGAUCAGGCUGAUCGCGCCAAAUUUUUGCAGUUCGUGACCGGUACGUCAAAAGUGCCGUUACAGGGAUUCGGUGCAUUGGAAGGUAUGAAUGGCACGCAGAAAUUCCAGAUUCAUCGUGAUGAUCGUUCAACGGAACGGUUACCAUCGGCGCAUACUUGCUUUAAUCAAUUGGAUCUCCCCGUAUACAAGACAUAUGACAAGCUACGAUCCAGUCUGCUGAAAGCCAUUCACGAAUGUUCGGAAGGCUUUGGAUUCGCCUAAAAAUUGUAAUUGUGAAAUGAAA